Messenger RNA from Kwoniella botswanensis, 1047 nucleotides. RefSeq lists its product as uncharacterized. Gene Ontology annotation, molecular function: 2-oxoglutarate-dependent dioxygenase activity. Lineage: Eukaryota; Fungi; Basidiomycota; Tremellomycetes; Tremellales; Cryptococcaceae. The transcript is spliced from 4 exons. The coding region runs from base 1 to 1047 and encodes 348 amino acids. The record is from RefSeq and is a predicted model, not a curated record.
AUGCCAGAUAGCUUACCAAUCAUAGAUCCCCUCCCCUACCUCCCUCCCUCUUCACUCUUACCGCAUCUGAACCCCUUAUCCCCCUCUGACCUCCAACCAAGCAGAGAAGCUACCGCCAGGAGCAUUCACGCAGCAUGUAGAGAUAUAGGGUUCUUAUAUCUGAAGGUCGACUCCUACCUGUUGAAAGAAGAGAUGAAAGAGGUUUUGGAACUGGGUAGGGAGUUCUUCCAUCGACCGAGGGAGGAGAAGGAAAGUAUAGGCUUGGAGAAAAGUGAUGGCGUGAGAGGAUACCAAAAACUGCAUCAGAAUAUAACAAAAGGUAAAGUCGAUCAUCACGAGGGACUAGACCUCUAUGCUCCUUCCCCAUACACCAAAUCUACCCAGGAUAACGAUGAUCCAAAAUCAAAUGGAAAUGGUGAAAGAAACUUCAAACCCCUAGAUGGACCUAAUCAAUGGCCUAGUCAACCGGAAUCGUUCAAACCGAAAUUGGAACAGUGGAUAGAGAAGAUGAAAGUCCUUGGAUGGGCUGUGAUGCACGCAAUGGCCGAUGGACUGGGUAUGACCUCGGAGGAAUGGGAUGAAUUAGGAGGGAUGGUAGAUGAUAGUUUCUGGGUAAUGAGGGUCAUCGGAUAUCCCCCUUUACCUAAUGGCGCAGAUGGUAUCUCAUGUGGUGAACACAAAGAUUAUGGUUGUUUGACUCUCCUGCACGCCGAUCCAAUCCCAUCCUCUCUCCAAGUCCUCUCAAGAUCAAAUCAGUGGAUCAACGCCGACCCCAUCGAAGGGUGUAUAAUCGUGAACAUAGGCGAGAUGUGGGAAAUCUGGACAGGAGGAAUGUACCCAUCGACUCUACAUCGGGUUAUACAUAAAUCACCCACAUACAGGGUAUCCAUCCCAUUCUUCUACGAGCCCAACUUCAAUGCUAGAGUGAAAUUGCUGGAAGCUGCUGAGCGGAAAGCCAAGGAGGAAGGUAUAGAAGUGGAAGAGAAGGAUGAAGUGGUUUAUGGGGAUUUCUUGUUGGGUAAAGUUAGUGGGAAUUUCAAGUAUUGA